CUUCAAUUUCCCAUACGGCAUCACUGAUUAGGUCCCACAUCAAAGUUGCAUCAACACCCGCAGUCAGGACUUAUAUUCACAUUACUAUGAUCGCACCGAAACUUUGUGCAGAGCAGAUAUCGAUGGUGGGCAGACUGCCCGUUAUCAACGCGGACGUGAAGGAACCGCCUACCACUUUCAUCCUUCUCCCUUCUGAGUUACUGGUAGAAAUCCUUCGUCAUCUAGACUGUCGGUCUAUAUUGCGAUGCUCCUCCGUCUGUCACGAAUUGAACAGGAUAAUCGAUUCCUCCACAGAGCUCCAGUAUCAUAUCGAGCUUGGCCUCGAUUGUAUGGUCGAUGGCCCUCCGAGCACCGUCACAGUUGCUGAGCGUUUGGAACAACUGCUUAAUCUUCGUCGUGCGUGGACUCUAUUUGAGUGGAAGAAAGAGGUUCGCGUACCCAUGCCUGGUUUCUGCCAGGCAUACGAGCUCGUAGGAGGCGUAUUCGCAAAGACGUCGUCUUCUGGGGGCAUUCACAACCAUACCGGUUCUCGAACCUUCAUCUCCACCUGGCUACCAUCCUCGUCCGAUCCUGGUCGCACGCUGGUCCGGACCGACAUAGGGAUCUCAACGAGAGACUUCGCCAUCGAUCCAUCACAAGACCUCAUCGCUCUUGUCAAAACUGAUGACGACCACGCAAAUGAUUCUGGCUACUUGGAGGUAUAUAUCCGCACAAUCUCCUCCAACGUCCAGCACCCCGAAGCGGCAUCUCAUGUUCUGCGCACCCUCACCGCGUUCCCCAUGACCAAUGCAUUUGUACAGAUCGUAGAAGAUGUGGUUGGGAUGAUGUUUUGGAUGGAGCUCGAAGGCCCUCGCAUCAUCAUCUGGAACUGGAAGACUUCGCAAAUGCUCGUGGACCGUGACGGCGAUCACUUGCCUAGCCAUAUCAGCGACUUUUCCUUUAUUUCCAACCGUGCGUACAUGGUGACGCGCGGGAUAGAUGGGGGCUCGAUCCAAGUAUUCACAUUUGGCGAGGACGAGCACGAAGUCACCCAGGUUGCGAGUCUAGCGCUGCCUCCCUUGAAGUCCCGCACCCAUAUCGUACACAGCGGAAUUCAUACCGGUCCCUUCGUGGCAAAAUGCUCUCCAGACGCGCCUUUCUGGCCCAAUCAGGAGGAGCGGAUGUACGUUCUAUCCGUGCAAUAUAUCCAGGUAGACCCGGAGGUCCCUAGCGCUAGGCCAAGAUUCUUUCUCUUCUUCAAGAACAGCACUCCUCUCAAAUAUGUACGGAAAUACCGCGAACAAAGAGAAACAAGCCCCAUCGAGGUGCCUUGGGAGGAAUGGGGCCCGCACGAGACCCGCAUGCUCCAUCAUCAAGUUCCGUAUCAGUGGUUAAGAUAUGUUCAUGGCCAUCGAGUAGUCUUUCCGGUACUAUCCGGCAACAUGCAAGUCUUCGACUUCAACGUACCCAAAACCAAGCGGCAUGUCUUGGCUCCGCAGCCAGACUCGAGCGCCAGUAUUGAGAUCGUUGAUUACCCCUCCAUCAUCUCGUCGGACAUCAUUUUCCCGGGGCCUGUCGAGACGAGCCUGCCCUAUCGCGUUUGUCAAAGGGACGAGCUGAAAGGCUUCUCGGGCGUCAUGAUUGAUGAACGGAGAUUAAUUGGUUUGAGGAGCCCUUCGUUUGCUGAUGGUGACAUGAAGGAUCUAUAUGUUUUCGCGUUUUGAUCGUUGUUGUACAUUGUGUUUUAACAAGAUAAGACUUAUUCAUAAGUAUCUCGUUACCAGAUGGAGAUUACUGCAGAGAUUGUAUAGUAUGCAGUGAAAAUUUUACUAGUCCCUUGCGGUUUGAUGGGGAUCUUAC
Molecule: messenger RNA, 1839 nt
Organism: Suillus paluster
Lineage: Eukaryota; Fungi; Basidiomycota; Agaricomycetes; Boletales; Suillaceae
Exons: 6
Coding region: 87-1703 (538 amino acids)
Molecular function (GO): protein binding
Source: RefSeq, a predicted model, not a curated record